AUGAAAUCUGUUCUGAUUACUGGCUGCGGCAAGGGCGGAAUUGGAGAGGCGUUGGCGUUACAGUAUCAUGCUCGAGGCUUUACCGUUCUGGCUACUCUUCUGCCAUCUGAAUCUAAGGAGCACCUCUUAUCGGUCGGCAUCACUUGUUUCGAGCUGGACGUGACCAACGAGGAGUCUGUGUCCGUCCUGCGCAAGGCAGUCGAGGAAAUCGGAGAUCGCUUGGAUAUUCUGGUCAACAAUGCUGGAAUCUGCUAUACCAUGACUGCCAUCGACACGGAUGUGCACCAAGUGCAGCAAAUGUUUAAUGUCAACGUUUUUGGGCCAAUGAGAAUGGUACACGCAUUUCAUCCAUUCCUGAUCAAAGCCAAGGGAUGUAUCAUCAACAUUGGUUCAGUUGGGGGCAUCGUGCCAUACAUGUACGGCUCUUCAUACAACGCAAGCAAAGCAGCACUUCACCACUGGGGAAAUACUCUGCGAGUGGAAAUGAGUCCAUUCAAUGUCCGAGUUAUUAACAUCAUAUCCGGAAAUAUCGGGACUAAUAUUCUCCACCGUGACGCCUCCCGUUCUCUCCCCAAAGGUACGUUGAAGAUCGCGGAUCGCAAUCUCCAGAGCCAACCGUCACUGACCGAGCCAGACUCUUUCUACACUCCGCUCCAGGAGGAGUUCCAGGCCCAUGUCAAACGGAUCCCUAAUACCACCGACCGCAUGGUGUACGCCAAUUCCGUGGUACAACAGUCGCUCCGACGGUGUCCACCUGCUUGGUACUGGGUAGGAAAUACCUCGAGCAUUGUAUGGUUCAUGGAUGUAUUCGGGUUUCGCACUGUCUGGGACUAUGUUCAAUGGCCUGUCUUUAACCUGGGAAAGUUGAAGAGAGCAGCAUUAUCGAACUGA
Molecule: messenger RNA, 891 nt
Organism: Penicillium macrosclerotiorum
Lineage: Eukaryota; Fungi; Ascomycota; Eurotiomycetes; Eurotiales; Aspergillaceae
Product: SDR family oxidoreductase
Exons: 10
Coding region: 1-891 (296 amino acids)
Biological process (GO): phosphatidic acid biosynthetic process; triglyceride catabolic process
Cellular component (GO): endoplasmic reticulum; lipid droplet
Molecular function (GO): acylglycerone-phosphate reductase (NADP+) activity; triacylglycerol lipase activity
Source: RefSeq, a predicted model, not a curated record